Molecule: messenger RNA, 1407 nt
Organism: Lynx canadensis (Canada lynx)
Lineage: Eukaryota; Metazoa; Chordata; Mammalia; Carnivora; Felidae
Product: U2 small nuclear ribonucleoprotein auxiliary factor 35 kDa subunit-related protein 2-like
Exons: 1
Coding region: 1-1407 (468 amino acids)
Biological process (GO): mRNA splicing, via spliceosome
Cellular component (GO): U2AF complex; spliceosomal complex
Molecular function (GO): metal ion binding; pre-mRNA 3'-splice site binding
Source: RefSeq, a predicted model, not a curated record
AUGGCGGCGCCCGAGAAGUUACCGUUUCCGGAGAAACCAAGCCACAAAAAGUACAGGGCCGCCCUGAAGAAGGAGAAACGAAAGAAACGGCGGCAGGAACUCGCUCGACGGAGAGACUCGGGACUCUCCCAGAAGGAGGAGGAGGCUCCUUUUAUUGAAGAACAACACCCAGAAGAAGAGAUGCUGUCGGAGACCGAGAGGCAAAAAUUACACGAGGCGUGGCUGCUUCGGGAGCAGAAGGCACAAGAAGAAUUCCGAAUCAAGAAGGAAAAGGAAGAGGCAGCUAGAAAACGGCAGAAAGAACAGGAGAGAAAGUUGAAGGAAGAGUGGGAAGAGCAGCAGAGAAAGGACAGAGGAGAGGAGGAGCAGCAGAAGCUCCAGGAGAAGAGAGAAAUGGAGGAAGCUGCGCGGAAGACCCUGGAGCAGGCUGAAAGAGAGUUGGGAAAUGGUGCCACAUGGCAGAACCCAGAACCACCCACGGCCUUAAGGGUAAUGGAAAAAGAUCGAGCUAACUGUCCGUUCUACGGUAAAACAGGAGCGUGCAGAUUUGGAAACAGGUGUUUGCGUAAACACAAUUUCCCGUCGUCGAGUCCCACGCUUCUGAUUAAAAGCAUGUUUACGACAUUUGGAAUGGAGCAGUGCAGACGGGAUGACUAUGACCCCGAUGCGAGCCUCGAGUACAGUGAAGAGGAAACCUACCAGCAAUUCCUGGACUUCUAUGAUGACGUGCUGCCCGAGUUCAGGAGCGUGGGGAAAGUGAUCCAGUUCAAGGUCAGCUGCAACUUCGAACCUCACCUGAGGGGCAACGUGUACGUUCAGUAUCAAUCGGAAGAAGAAUGCCAAGCGGCCCUUUCUCUGUUUAACGGACGAUGGUACGCAGGACGGCAGCUUCGGUGCGAAUUCUGCCCCGUGACCCGAUGGAAAAUGGCAAUUUGUGGCUUAUUUGAAAUACAACAAUGUCCAAGAGGAAAACACUGCAACUUUCUUCAUGUGUUCCGAAAUCCCAACAAUGAGUUUUGGGAAGCUAAUAGAGACAUCUUCCUGUCUCCAGAUCGGACUGGCUCCUCCUUUGGCAAUGGCUCGGACAGGAGAGAGAGGACGGGCCACCAGGACGAAUACUACUGGAGGCCCGGGAGGCGGAGAAGCCCUGGUCCAUCGCAUUCCUACGAGAGAAGCGGGGAAGCUGAGAGGAAAAGGAAAAGCAGUCACCGGGGGAAGAAGUCUCACAAACACACGUCAAAGAGUCGCGAGAGGCACAGUUCACGCAGUAGAGGAAGAAAAAGGGACCGCAGCCGGAUCCGCGGCAGCCGCAGCCACAGUUCCUUCAGGUCCAGGAGUCCCGGCGGGAACAGGUCAGGCAGCAGAGACAGAAGUACUCAGAGUCCCAAAUCCAAUUUUGUUCUUUAA